This is a messenger RNA of Paraglomus brasilianum, 1221 nucleotides long. NCBI's taxonomy places the organism in Eukaryota, Fungi, Glomeromycota, Glomeromycetes, Paraglomerales, Paraglomeraceae. The record is from the annotation of a GenBank genome assembly.
AUGUCUCUAGCUCUUAAAGCAGAGCCGUUCCCCAUGAACUUACAUCAUCAAAUAUACCAUGAAGAAGACAGUAUCGACGCUUCUUCACCUGAACCUCAUUCACCAGCCGCUCAGAGCGACGUAGACUCGACAGACCACCUUGCCCACGACGACGUGCAGGAGGAGGAACAACAGUCCACACAAAACUCUAAAGCUGUUCUAUUACCCAAUUUUGAAAGCGUUUCGUACGACAAAGUUCAAGAUCUCUACGAAAAACGCAAAGGCACAUUGUAUUUUAUACCCGAAGGCUUUGAACCCGUACUGGUCCCAAAUGACACGAAAGCACAAACGGUCACGAAUCUACUAGAGACUGCUAAGCAGAUUUCGGCUCCAUUGAACGUGCCACGCAUGCUUCCAGAUACCGAUGUCCGUCUACCCACACUUGCUCUUCCGUGUGGUGUCACUGGUCCACAGUCAAAGGGAAACUCGCCCAAUGGCAAGUCAAAGGUGAAGAAACCCCCGAGACCGCCGAAUGCAUUUAUCCUCUACCGUCGUGCAAAGCAACCCGCCAUCGUAGCAAAGAAUGCUGGAAUCACAAAUAACGAAGUCUCAAAGGAAAUCGGUCGCAUGUGGCAUGAAGAACCGCUCGAAAUACGUCACAAGUUCCAGAAAAUGGCAGAGGAUGCCAAACAGGAGCACAUGAAAAAGUACCCUGAAUACCGUUAUCGCCCUCGACGCCCUCAAGAGCGAAAACGACGUGUUCCAUUAAGAGAUGCCCCCACGCCUACUCGUCGUGGCUCGACUCCAACACUCGCAUCCGACAAGCUUCAUCUCAUGGAAUCCUCUUCCGAGCCUUCAUUCCAGUCUCAGCGACGUGUUUCUACCAUAUCCAACGAAGCCGAUUCGCCAGACAUGUAUCCUCAGAGUCCGAAUAUUUCUCAGCAAUUGCUUCCUCAAGGAUUAAUCUAUCACAAUUCUACGCUCGUGAGUUCACCACCGCAGUCCAUAGGAAUAUUGGACGCUCAACUUCCACAAUAUCACUAUUACAUGUCGGCUAACGGGUUCGACCAGUCGCAGAUAAUGAACCAGGUUCCGCAGGUUGAUUAUGGUGUGUUUGACAGUCACAACGAUGGACAAUUCGAUGUGGUGGAAUUCGACGAGUUUGACAUGAAUAUGAACUUUGUAUCAAAUGAGGGAGAUGGUAUCUACUCGGCGCCUUACGUAAAGUAUGAUACUUACUAG